Messenger RNA from Lodderomyces elongisporus, 1761 nucleotides. RefSeq lists its product as uncharacterized. Bases 1 to 1761 code for a protein of 586 amino acids. NCBI's taxonomy places the organism in Eukaryota, Fungi, Ascomycota, Pichiomycetes, Serinales, Debaryomycetaceae. The transcript has a single exon. The record is from RefSeq and is a predicted model, not a curated record. Gene Ontology annotation, molecular function: zinc ion binding; nucleic acid binding.
AUGACUGCGCGGGUACAGUACUUACAACAGGUUAUGAGCCGUUAUACCGAUUCCAGCUCCAACUCAAACUUUCCAAACAGUCUACUACUUACAAGCAAGGCUAGUUAUUAUGAUUGGAACAAAAUUCUAACAAAAAGAUGCAACGAUAUUUCACCUGACUUAAUUUUUUACUUAGAAAAUGGGGAAGUAUCUUCCAUCGAGGGAGAGGACGAUGCUACUAGAAGGGAAGUUAUAAAAUUAGUUGACAGUAUCAUCAGGUUGAUCCUAAAAGACACUGCGAGUGGCUAUGUGCUUCAAGAAGUGAAUAGUUUUGAUGGCACUGGGCGUGAGUUGUAUUUGUUCUUGCGCUCAACAUAUGGAGACAUCACAGUUCCUGCUGCUAUAGGUAUCAUGUGCGAUAAAUUUAACACUACUUCGAGGCUGAAGGAGGGUUUAACGUUAGCUUUGUUUAAAAACUCUUAUGAUCGUCUAGACACGCUUAUUGAAAAACGAUUUAGUCCCGAGAUUUACAAUACGAUUGUGUAUCUUGCAUAUUUGAAGAAAGAAGGUUUUCCUGUUGAUGAUUUCGUCAGCUCAUAUCGUCAUCUUUAUGGUACUGGUUGGGAAGAUUUUACAUUGAUAAAUUUACAACACAUUGUGCGUGAUAGGAUGGAAAAUAAUACAGAUUUUGUUUCGGGAAGCCUUAAGGCACUUGUCUGUGAGAAAGUGACUAAAUGUUUAAAUUGUCAAAAACCUGGACAUCUUGCUACAAACUGCCUUGCUCCUCAACCUUUGUCUAACCUGAAAUACCAACUUGAAACUAAUAAGAAUUCUGGAAUGUUUAGUAUGCAACCUGUGUAUUCUGGUACACAACGAUUUUCGGAUGCUGUUCAUCUUGAUAGAGGUGCAUCAGAGCACACAUAUCGUGGUAUACUGUAUUUCAAAGAUAGCGCACCGGUACCUGAGCCGUUCACAGAUACACCAGCCGUAGAAUUUGAAACUGAAGGCGUUAAUAAUAGACCAGUACUUCAUCACACAAAUUCAUCCCUGGAGAAAAAAUUUAGGAUAAAGGAGAAUGUUGAUGCGCUAGAAAAGCAAUUGUUUGGUUCAGAUUUUAUGCACGAUUAUUUACAGGAAGCCGCCUCUCAAUUUAGGUCUGCUUUCAAACGGGAAGAAGCCGGAGAUAUGGUAGAGAUGUUCUACACUAGGUUUGAUAAUAUGUACCAGAUCGGAGAAUUUUGUCAUGAACAUCCAGAUCCAGGGAAGAUAGGUCUUAGUUUCAUGAUGGGGGAUCUUGGUAGACUUAUUCAUAACUGGAAAUUUGAUAAGUUUGCUCAAUUUCGCGCCAAGAAAAAAAGGAUCAGAGAUUCAUAUGAAAAAGUGGCUACAUUAUCUACGGGAAUAGAUCAACUUUUAAAGCAAAGGGAAGAAGAGAUGGAUGCUAUUUUGGAAGAACUCAGUAGAAAGAAGGAAAAGAUUGAAAAUACUUACCAGGAAAAAAUGAGGAUGAUAGAACCGAUGCUUCCUCUAUGUAAUCUAGGCAAAAGAUUUGUGGUUCAGAAUCAAGAAAUUAAAAACAUUUAUAUGGAUAAAUAUCAGAAAGUAUCACCCCCACCUGAUGAAGAUUUCAAUACUUGGGCUUCAGCCAGAUGGGAAAUUGAUAAAUAUACUUUUGUCACAGAUGGAUUUCAGAAGUCGUUGAAUGAUGCUCAAUUUCGACAGAUGAUAUUGAAGUUUUUCAAAGGGCCUCAAGAAUCGAGCUCUGACAAAAGAGGGGCCUAA